Molecule: messenger RNA, 1216 nt
Organism: Nycticebus coucang (slow loris)
Lineage: Eukaryota; Metazoa; Chordata; Mammalia; Primates; Lorisidae
Product: bromodomain-containing protein 8-like
Exons: 7
Coding region: 1-1101 (366 amino acids)
Cellular component (GO): NuA4 histone acetyltransferase complex
Molecular function (GO): protein binding
Source: RefSeq, a predicted model, not a curated record
AUGAGACGUGAGUGGGAUUGGUUGGAUUCUCAACAAGACUGUCCCAAUGAAUCUGAGUUGAGCAACGACUGCAGGUCCCUUUUCAGCUCAUGGGACUCCAGUCUGGAUCUUGAUGUGAGCAGCUGGAGGGAAACUGAGGAUCCGAGGGCUGAAGAACUAGAGGAAAGCAGCUCAGGGAGAGAACAUAGUGAACUUCUUGUAGGGGAUGGAGUCAGUGAGGAAUCUCAGGAAGAGUCAGAGCAAAUCAGCCGCCAGAACCUCCUCCACUUUCUCUCUGAGGUAGCUUACUUAAUGGAGCCAUUGUGCAUUAGCAGCAAAGAGUCAAAUGAAGGCUGUUGCCCUCCAGCUGGUAUCAAACAAGAGGGAAAGGAAAUUGAAACUGCUGAAGGAGAAGGGGAGCCCUGUAGUGAGACCAAAGAGUGUUCAGCCAACGUAGACCUCUUAGAAGCUGAACAGAAGCCACUGGGAGAAGAUGGAAAGCCAGAAGUGGCUACAGCUCCCUCAGCUACUCGUGUAGUUCAGGGACUACCCACAGAGAGUGAAGAGGGGCAUUCACAGGGAGAGGCUCAGCAAGAAUCUAAAGAGGAAGACCAGAGUGAAGGGUAUGUGUCAGAAAUGGAAGAGCAGCCCCCUUUAGAUGAGGGUGAUGAUGGCUUCAGCAUUCCAGAGACUCCUCUGAUGGAUAUCCUUUUCAGCCAUGCUACCUCCUCAAAGCUGGUUGAUUUAUGCAAAGUUGUCCCUGUUAAGGAUCAUUCACUAUUUAAGAAGACAGUCCUGCCAGUCUGGAAGAUGAUUGCCAGUCACAGGUUCAGCAGUCCAUUUCUGAAGCCUGUGUCAGAAAGGCAGGCCCCAGGGUACAAGGAUGUGGUGAAAAGACCCAUGGACUUAACUAGCCUGAAGAGGAAUCUGUCCAAGGGACGGAUUCGCAGCAUGGUCCACUUCCAACGGGACCUGAUGCUGAUGUUUCAAAAUGCUGUGAUGUACAAUGACUCUGAUCAUCAUGUGUACCAUAUGGCUAGGGAGAUGCAGCGAGAAGUCUUGGAGCAGAUUCAGGUGCUGAGUGCUUGGUUAGACAAAAAAGGAGACUUUAGUGUGGAAUGAGAACAAGCCAACCAAGUGGAUGAUGGAAGACAAACUAGAGCUGCUACCCUAACCUUUUCUGGAGUUUGAACCUCUCCCUGAGACUCUAAUCCAUAGAAGAUCCUUGUUUACUGCU